Molecule: messenger RNA, 3765 nt
Organism: Callorhinchus milii (elephant shark)
Lineage: Eukaryota; Metazoa; Chordata; Chondrichthyes; Chimaeriformes; Callorhinchidae
Gene: trappc10
Product: trafficking protein particle complex subunit 10
Exons: 25
Coding region: 1-3765 (1254 amino acids)
Biological process (GO): early endosome to Golgi transport; intra-Golgi vesicle-mediated transport
Cellular component (GO): TRAPPII protein complex
Source: RefSeq, a predicted model, not a curated record
AUGGCGAGUGAGGAGAAGCCAGUGGUCUACACGAUGGAGAACAGGCCCAUAGUGACGUGUGGUGGAGACCAAUCCCUGUUCUCAUCUAUUUACCAAACCCUGGUGCAGCAACUCCCAAAAGAAGCAGUUGAAUGGAGGCGGUCAUAUGGGCGUCCCCCAAAGAUGAUCAACCUUGAAGCGAACUUUGUGGCGUUCAAGGAAGAUCUGCUGCCAAAGGAGGGAAGCAAGGCCCUGCUUACAUUCCCCUUCCUGCACAUAUUCUGGACGGAUUGCUGUGAGUCGGAAGUGUACAAGGCAUCGACGAAAGAAGAGAUCACGCGCUGGCAGUCAAUGCUGCGUGCGUACAACAGCCCCGACUGGCUGGUGGUGCUCGUGGAGAAUGAGAACCGAAAGAAGAAGCAGCCCAUUGCCCUGCCACGAACCUCAAUCAUCGACAAGAUCAGAAACGACUUCUGUAACAAGCAGAGCGACCGGUGCGUCGUGCUCACCGACCCCCUGCGCGACUCGAGUAAAACGCAGGAGUCGUGGGCCUCCUUCGUGGCGAAGCUGCGCAUGCUGCUGCUCAUGUCGUUCACGCGCAACCUGGGUCGCUUUGAGGACGACAUGCGGGCACUGCGGGAGAAGCGCACGCACCCCUCCUGGAGCUUCUGCCACUACUUCAUGGUGCAGGAGGAACUGGCCUUUGUGUUUGAGAUGCUACAGCAGUAUGAGGAUGCCCUGGUGCAGUACGACGAGCUGGACGCCCUCUUCACUCAGUAUGUCCUCAACUUUGGUGCCGGAGACACUGCCGAUUGGUUGUCAAGCUUCCGUCGGCCAGUCAGCAGCUGGGUGGGCCUGGCACUGUGGCGGCCGAUCGACAUGGGAAAACGAGAGGCGGUGCAGACGGGGCAGGCUUCGCUGCUCGAUCUGCGCAGCUACCUCUUCUCGCGCCAGUGCACACUUCUCUUCUUCCUGCAGCGUCCUUGGGAGGUGGCGCACCGGGCCCUUGAGUUGCUGCAUAACUCUGUGUUGGAGUUGCGCAUGCUGGAGAUCCAAAUGCCGGUGGGUGCGGUUGAUUGCUGGGUCUACAUCAGCUGCCUGGAGGUGCUGCAGAGGAUCGAGACGUUCUGCGACACCAACCAGAAUGACUCGUUCGCUGCUUAUGCGGCCGGUCUGCGGGCAUACGCACGGGAGAAGCUCCAAGGCCUGGGCUCCCUGUGUGGCCUUAUGUCUCCUAAUGGCCCAGACUCGGAGGAGCUGAACCGCACAGUGGACCUGCUGGCUGGCCUACGGGAUGACGACGAAGACAGUCCAAGCAACAUUAACAACCCUGGAAAGAAGCUAAGAGAAGCCCUGUCUUCAAUGGAAGCCUAUGAGAAGCAUUACAUGGAGCUGUCGGAGAUUGCAAUGGGGACAUACAAACACAUUGGGAGGAUUCGUUCAGCCCGACUGAUAGGCACGGACCUGGCGGAGUAUCACAUGAGAAAGGGAGAGCCGCAAAAAGCUGAGGCAUUUUUGUAUGAUGCGCUGAAGACAUACCGAGACGAAGGCUGGACGCUGCCCGUCACACACACACGCAAGCAGAUUGCCACUUGCCAGAAGCAACUGGGAAACACCACCAAAUACCUGGAGAUGUGCAGCCUCCUGGCCAGUGAUCUGAACCUGCCUGUGGAUGAGAGGGAGUCUUACUUCAAGGAGAUCCUGGGGUCCAGUGGUGCAGAGGACCAUGGUGAGUUCAGACGCGAGAUCCUCCUGCCUCUGGAGCCGGUGCUGCAGCUAUCGAGCGUGCGCUUUACCCCGGCGUCUGCCCUCGUCAACCUCAACGGCACGCUCGUGCUGCAGCUGGUGCUCGUCAGCCGGCUUCCGGCCAGUGCCAACUCCACCGCCAUUUCCAUAGCCCUCGCUCAUGAACCGCGGCCUGGCCCCGCCGCCGCCGCCGCCACCACCGGGGCUAACGGCGGCACGCCCCGUUACCCGGAUGGGCGAGUCGUGUUCCCGGGAAACGCGGCGACGGACUUGCCCGUGCGCCGGCAGCUCCCGGCAUUGAUCGACGUGUGCGAGCUCAGGGAGAAAGGCCCACAGGCGGAUGCCCCACUGGCGUCGAGCGGUGUGGUAUGCCGCAACUCGCACAUGCUGCUGCGCCGUCAGGACUCCAACACGUCCUCAGGCCGCGGUGCUGAUGUUACGAGGGAAGAGGCAUCGCGCUCGCUCAGGGCCACCGGCGUGCAGCUGAGGCCUGGAAAAAACACCGUCACCCUCUCUGCCGUGGUCACAGAGCCUGGCUCGUUCACACUAAGGCAGCUUUGCGUGCAGCUGGGCUGCGUGCAUCUCCUGUCACGUCGCCUCUAUCCUCCACUGCAGUACGACGUCUAUUCACAGGAGCCGCAACUCAACCUGCUGCCCUCGCACGAGCCACUGCUAGCGGGUGUGCCUCAAGAGCUGACUGUGACCGUGAACACCGGCUGCUACUCUGUGCGUGGGGGUGACGCCUUGCAGCUCAGCCUCCCAGCCGGGCUGCUCAUCCUUAACUCUGGCAAGAACACGGCACGCAUCAGCACCGAUACUGGCGCGCAUCGUGAGCGUCAACCUCCCCGCCACGCCUGCUACCACACUCUGCGCUUCAGCCUGCGCGUCGCCUGCGCACUGCCGCUCGCCGCGGCUGGCGGAGCAGACGGGCAAAAUGGAGCACCGGUGGAUAAAGUGGAGUCACGAAAGGCGGGCGGUGGUGCUGUCGUCGAAGCAGACGUUCUUGAUCAGAAGAUCUCUAUUGACAGUCCCUGGUCCAUCUACUCCACAAUCGUUCCGCUGGCAUUCAAAGUUCCCUUCCGUACGCGGCACUCUCUGCUCACGGCUGGGGAGAGAAAGUUUGUGCAGGUGUGCCUGAGCAACACGACUGAGGUCGCGUUCGUGUUGCGCGACCAUCAUCUGGGCGAUGUGACGACUCCUGAUGGUGAUGGCGGCUGCCAGAGUGCCCAGCUGAAACCGCUCAACCCACUGAGCCACAAUGUUGUCCUGGGCGGGCAGAACAUGUGGUUCAUCUGGGAGCUUUUGCCGACAUCUCCAGCCGCACCACUGCGAUGCCACUUCUCUGUGGGUUUCUGGCCGGAGGAGGGAGCCCCGGGCAACCCGUCUGCUGGCCAUCCGAGCCCUGACAGUCCCCUUGAAGACGUGGACAACAGCGCCCCCGGGGGCCCUCCUGGUCCCACCACCACCGCCGCAUCCGCUGAACCCAGCAGGCACCGCUACGAGUUCACGCUCAGCGACUUUAAGGUAUCUCACACCGUCCCCUAUGCACCACAGACUCUGUACAUGGUUCUAUCUGAAGUGCGGCCACCUACUGGCUUUGACGCAUGCCGUAUGGGUGAACUGUGCUCACUGGAUGUGAGCAUUACGCGCCAGCUGUUCUACCAAGUGGCUGACAACUGCAGCAAUUGGGCCGUGUGCGGCAAGAGCUCGGGGCUGGUGCAGCCCGCGCCCGGGCCAGGCACCACCCACUCCCUGCAGCUGCAGCUCAUGCCGCUGUUUGCAGGGAAGCUGCCCCUGCCCGACGUGAGGCUGGCGCGGUUGCUGCCAUCGCAGGAUGCACCCGGCCCUCCCUCUCUGCACCCAGACAAUGGUGAGGCCAGCCCUGAUGCUAACACGACCGUUGGAACCCCUUUUCUCCUUCCGCUCGUGCCCCGGUUGCAACAGUUUGCAGCAGGGCAGGUUUACCACGCCAGCCGUGCUGCGCAAGUGCUGGUGCUGCCGGCACAUGACCACAGCCUCCUGGACGUCACGGCACCAUGA